AAAAACAAAAUGAAACUUGUUUCAAUACACAACAGAAUUUUUAGGCAUGCUGUAAACAUAAAUAAAAACAGUAGCACAUUCAAAGUAUAGAAUUAAAAAUCAGUUUAUUUUUUCCAGGUAUUUUCAGUCAAAAUGGACACAAUGUAUGACGAAGAGUUCCAACAAAAUUUGAAACUGGCGAAAAAUCUCCUCGACAAGAUAAAAUCUUAUGAAGACAAAGUGAUAUCUGCUCGUUGGAUCUCAAAGCUGUGCAAUUUGAAGUCGAACGACAUCCUUGUGAAGAAGUACAGGAAUGCAUUCUUCCGGUACAUGCUGCGGGUAAUCCAGGAAGAGGCGAGGCAUGUAGAUGAGUGUGCAGAGGAGAGCACGGACUCGGAGUCCCAGGAGGACCUGCACUACAAGGCCACGUGCCACUGGUCGCCCGACAAGCGCAGCUACACCGCCAUGAAGCCCCUGGGCCACCACGGCGCCCUCAUCUACAUCGCCACGGCCAAGGACCUGGCCCUGGGCUGGGACGUGCCCCAGAAGCAGCACUGAGUUGCUCACUCUGACACCGGCCUUCCUUGUACUUCCACAGAGGCAUCGUACGAAUCACAGACUGAAGUACAUUAAGGUCAUUUA
Molecule: messenger RNA, 621 nt
Organism: Bacillus rossius redtenbacheri
Lineage: Eukaryota; Metazoa; Arthropoda; Insecta; Phasmatodea; Bacillidae
Exons: 3
Coding region: 133-537 (134 amino acids)
Source: RefSeq, a predicted model, not a curated record